Molecule: messenger RNA, 441 nt
Organism: Rotaria socialis
Lineage: Eukaryota; Metazoa; Rotifera; Eurotatoria; Philodinida; Philodinidae
Source: the annotation of a GenBank genome assembly
AUGAUGAUGAUGAUGAUGAUGCAUCGAAUAACAUGCCUACGAUUGUUACCUCGUCGAAUCUCAACAACUGUUUCGGCAUUUGCAUCGUCAAAUGUUAGUGUAAACUUACCGAAUCCAUGUAUUGCUAUGGCACCUGAUACAAAUCACAUUGUUUGUUAUCAUCCAGAAGUACCACAUCCAUAUGAAUCUACAAAACCUAUUGAUCGAAAUGAUCCUAGUUUUGCUAAGAGCGAUGGUGUAUUUAAAUUCCAAAUUGAACGUGAUUAUGACAACCGAUUCUACAAGAAACAAUUAACGAAAAAAGAUUUCCGUUUGGAAACUGAAAAACUAUCACAAAUGUUCAAUGAGCAUCCAGCUUUAUUCAAAUUAACACCAAAACGAGAUAAAAUUCGUCGGGCACCACAAUUUCCUGAGCCAGCACCAGAUCGAUCUGGCAUUUAG